Messenger RNA from Protobothrops mucrosquamatus (brown spotted pit viper), 547 nucleotides. RefSeq names its product GDP-Man:Man(3)GlcNAc(2)-PP-Dol alpha-1,2-mannosyltransferase-like. NCBI's taxonomy places the organism in Eukaryota, Metazoa, Chordata, Lepidosauria, Squamata, Viperidae. Gene Ontology annotation, cellular component: endoplasmic reticulum membrane. The record is from RefSeq and is a predicted model, not a curated record. Gene Ontology annotation, biological process: protein N-linked glycosylation. The annotation marks the transcript as partial. The transcript is spliced from 2 exons. Gene Ontology annotation, molecular function: GDP-Man:Man(3)GlcNAc(2)-PP-Dol alpha-1,2-mannosyltransferase activity.
GUAAAUGAACUUAAGAAGCUCUGUCUAGAGUUAGGCAUUGAAAAAAAGGUGGAAUUCAAAAUUAAUAUUCCAUUCGAAGAACUAAAGAGGCAUCUGGCUGAUGCAACUAUUGGACUUCACACCAUGUGGAAUGAACAUUUUGGAAUUGGAAUUGUUGAAUGUAUGGCAGCUGGCACAAUUAUUCUUGCUCACAAUUCUGGAGGCCCCAAAUUAGAUAUUGUGGUACCGUAUGAAAGAAAUGCUACUGGAUUUCUAGCAGAAGAUGAAGAUGGCUAUGCAGACUCUAUGGCUCAUAUCUUUUCAUUAUCUCCUGCCAAAAAGCUGCAGAUCAGACAAAGUGCUCGUGAAUCUGUGAAGAGGUUUGCUGAUCAAGAAUUUGAGAAAACAUUCCUAUUGUCUGUAGAGCAGCUAUUUAAAUAAAUUAUUUUGCUUGUAAAUAUAUGACAUACUUGAGUUAUUAUGGCACUACAAAUUAUACAUGUUCUACAUUUCUAUAGUGCAAUAAAGAUUUUAAUCUUUAAAUACUGAAGAUAUCCUGAUACAGCAC